Diachasma alloeum is the source of this 4792-nucleotide messenger RNA. RefSeq names its product vinculin (gene Vinc). The coding region runs from base 214 to 3348 and encodes 1044 amino acids. The transcript is spliced from 15 exons. NCBI's taxonomy places the organism in Eukaryota, Metazoa, Arthropoda, Insecta, Hymenoptera, Braconidae. Gene Ontology annotation, biological process: cell adhesion. Gene Ontology annotation, cellular component: actin cytoskeleton. Gene Ontology annotation, molecular function: structural molecule activity; actin filament binding. The record is from RefSeq and is a predicted model, not a curated record.
CUCGACGAGUCGUAUUGAGCCUUGACGUGUUAUUUUUUUUUCCUCGACGCGACUGAAGUCCCCAGUGCUAUUCAACCCAGUGGCUCAAUUCCUCGUAUGACUCCAAUACAGGCACUUACGGACUAAUGUGCAUGCACCAAAAUAUUUAAAUCAGUUGAUCGAAGUGAGCAUUUGAAUUAUCGUGGGGAAAGUGUUUUUUCGAGGUUUACUAAAAUGCCGGUAUUUCAUACGAAGACCAUCGAGAGCAUCCUCGAGCCAGUGGCACAGCAGGUCUCGCGGCUCGUGAUUCUCCAUGAAGAGGCUGAAGAUGGCAACGCUAUGCCUGACCUUGGCCGCCCUGUGCAGGCGGUCAGCAUGGCUGUGACAAAUCUCGUCAAAGUUGGAAAAGAAACGAUCAAUUCCUCGGAUGAUGCCUUACUCAAGCAGGACAUGCCUUCGGCCUUGCAACGGGUUGAGGGGGCUUCUAGGCUAUUGGAAGAGGCUUCAGCAUUACUCAAACAUGAUCCGUACUCCGGACCAGCUAGAAAAAAACUGAUUGAAGGCUCUCGUGGAAUUCUCCAAGGCACAAGUUCCCUUCUCCUCUGCUUCGACGAGAGUGAAGUGAGAAAAAUCAUCCGUGAGUGUAAACGAGUGUUGGAUUAUCUCGCUGUGACUGAAGUAAUCGAAACAAUGGAGGAUCUUGUUCACUUUCUGAAGAAUUUGAGCCCCUGCUUGAGCAAAGUCUCGCGUGAAGUGAGCGCGAGGGAGAAGGAAUUGACGCACCAGGUGCACAGGGAGAUUCUAGUUCGUUGUUUGGAUCAAGUCAAGACACUGGCCCCCAUUCUCAUAUGCUCGAUGAAAAUAUUCAUUCAUAUUAUAUCGCAAGGGGGUAGGGGAGCCGAGGAGGCUGCCGAAAAUCGAAAUUACUUGUCUGGACGAAUGUCAGAUGAGCUGAAUGAGAUUAUUCGGGUACUUCAGCUCACUACUUAUGAUGAGGAAGAAUGGGAUGCUGAUCAAUUGACGGUCUUGAAGAAGGCACAGAGUGCUAUUGAAUCUCGUGUACGAGCAGCGCACGAUUGGCUGGACGACGGUAGGGCAAUGCGUGGUGGUGUCGGUGAAAAGAGUCUCAGACAAAUUAUUGAACAGGCGGAGAGGCUGGCUGAGAGGUAUUUGCACCCGGCACAGGCAGAUCCCUUGAAAAAACUCGCCGGUGAAAUUUCAACUAUGACAGAUGCACUCUGUGAACUUCGUCAGGAUGGAAAGGGAACUACACCGCAGGCAGAGUCCCUCGCUCGUGGAAUAAAGGAUAAAUUGAAUGAACUUCGGUCGUCAGUGGCAUCUGCUCUGGUGGCAGCUGACAAGUCUGGGCUUGCUCAGACAGCUCACACAGUGGCUGGACGUCUAGAACAGGCGAACAAGUGGCUAUUGAAUCCGCAACAGGAUGACAGGGGACUCGGACAGAGAGCCAUCGCCAUGAUUAUUCAUGAGGGUAAAAAGGUUGCGGAGGGUCUCCCAGGCAUUCACAAAGCGGAAAUUCUCCAGUUAUGCGAUGAAGUUGACACUCUAUCCCACCAACUGGCCGACCUCUGUGCCCACGGCCAGGGGAACACCCCCCGAGCCCAGGAGAUCGCCCGUCAACUGUCGCAGAAGCUCUACGAAUUGAAAAAUCGCAUUCAACAAGCCGUUGUCUCUCGAGUAGUCGAGGACUUCAUCGACAUAACGACUCCAUUGAAACAAUUCACCGAUGCUGUAUUGACCCCCGAAGGGACCCCAGGACGUGAGCAAAAUUUCAAUGAUAAAACCCACGCCCUCCAGAGUUUCUCCAGCAGAGCCGCCAAAACCGCGCGGAUGGUGGCAGCUGGGGGCAGUGGAGGCAAUAAAAAACUCGCUGAGGCUCUUCUCACGAGUGCAUCACAGGUGGAAUCACUCACUCCACAGCUGGUGAAUGCCGGAAGAAUCAGGAUGAGCUAUCCAGAGAGCAAAGCAGCUCACGAACACUUUGAAAAUUUACGCCAGCAAUUUGCUGAGACAAUGCAGAGAACUCGGGGACUUUGUGACGAAGCCACUGACAGUGCUGAUUUCAUCAGAACGUCGGAGGAGCAGAUGCAGAAGCACGCUUUUCUCUGUGAAGACGCCAUUGCCAAGCAGCAUCCACAGAAGAUGGUGGACAAUACUGCUGCCAUUGCCAGAUUGGCUAAUCGGGUUAUUCUUGUGGCUAAACAGGAGAGCGAUAACAGCGAGGAUCUGCCGUUUAUACAGAGGGUCAAUCAGGCUACUGAUGUACUUCAGCACUCUGUCACGCCGAUGGUGCAGGAUGCCAAGGCCGUGGCUAUGAAUAUUACGGAUGGACCCGCCAUUUCGAGGUGGAGGGAGAGCAAUCGAGCGUUGCUCAAUAGUGUGGGACAAGUUCGAAGGGCUGUUCACACCGAUCAGAGGACGUCUCCCGACUUGUCGCAAUUACGAAUUAAUGACGAGGCAAAAGUGCCACCACCUAGGCACACGUUUUUCGCUGACAAAGUGGGUGAACCGCUGAGAAAUCAGCCGUCUCCCAGCAAUUUGGGAGCAAUCAGUCCUAUCCUGGGUGUCGGAAAACCACAGCACGGCUCUGUUAGUCCUCUACCCAAAUGGGCACGUGGAGGAGAUAAUCCAGAUCUUCUGUACGAGGAACUAGCGUCUGACGAUGUUGACAAAUACCCUCACGCAGGAGAAAUGGCACCACCGAGGCCUCCACUACCCGGUGGUGAAGUGGCACCCCCACGUCCUCCACCUCCAGAGACUGACGACGAAGACGAGAUGUUCAUGCAUGCACCGCAGCCAAAUCAACCCAUCAUGAUGGCAGCUCAUGGACUUCACCAAGAGGUGCGUCAGUGGUCCAGCAAGGACAAUGAGAUUAUCGCAGCGGCGAAGAAAAUGGCAGUCCUCAUGGCAAGACUAUCUGGCCUUGUCAGAGGUGAAGGUGGCAAUAAACGUGAUUUGAUCGCAUGUGCUAAGGCCAUUGCUGAAGCUUCACAGGAGGUCACUCGUCUCGCUAAGGAGCUCGCCCGUGAAUGCACUGACAAGCGCAUCAGAACGAAUUUACUGCAAGUCUGCGAGAGAAUUCCUACGAUUGGAACUCAAUUGAAGAUCCUGUCAACGGUGAAAGCUACGAUGCUGGGUGCUCAAGAAAUGCUCCCCACCUGGGAAGAGCUGAUGCUAUAUGGUACCGAGGAGGAUCAAGAGGCAACCGAUAUGCUAGUCGGCAAUGCCCAGAAUUUGAUGCAAAGUGUGAAGGAAACAGUUCGUGCCGCCGAAUGUGCCAGUAUUAAAAUUCGCACAGCAUCGGGAAUGAAAUUACGCUGGGUAAGACGACAGCCCUGGUACCAGUACUAAAUCUAGCAUCAUCCGUCCUUCAUUCGCCGACACUAUUCUACUCAAUGCAGAACAGUACACCCGUCAUUUUCCAUGAAUGCGUUUCACGACUAUUCGAAAUAUUAAUUGUACCUCAUGGAAUCCACCCAAAAGUUCACACGAAAGUUUUCAUUUGAGGAAUGAAAUUAUUACUUGUAUUAUUAAUUCAUUAAUCAAUUAGUCUGAGGGGUUUUUUCAGCGAUGAAGUACCAUUUCUCAUUUCUGCUGUCACUGAACCACUCAAUUUUCAUUUUAACGUCGAGUAAUUACGUGAGGAAACAACAGAACAGAACAGAACAAUUCAGUUUUUCUUUAAGUUUCGAAAUCCCAAAUUAUCCCGAUAACGAGGGGUUUUAGGAAAAAAUGUCUCGGAACAUUUUUUGGAGAAUUUUUUAAGAUCUACAAAACAUAUCUUGUGAGAUUUUACUGCAAAUCCACUCGUUACAGAGAUAAUCAAGAAAAUCGGGAGGAGUUACGGAAAAUGUUCUGUUUUCAAUUUAAAAAAUUGAACCACGUACUGAUUAAUCAACCUAUUGACUUGUUUUUUAACAACGAAGAGCCAUCUUCUGGGGUCCCCGGAAGUUGCUGGAACUGCUGAAAUGCGGGGAAAAUAUUGCGCCAUAAAUUCUCAAUCACAAACGGAUGAAGAAAUCUGGAGGAUAGCUUGAAAAAUUUGUUCAUUUCUGAGGAACUCGAUGCAACGAGUUGAAGCUGGUCUGAAGAGGAUAAAUAAAUUCAAGAGAUGUUUAAAAAUACGAGGUGAUUAACAGGCGUGGCGGUUCAAGAUGGCGGCGCCUCCACCUCGUACUUUCAAACAUUUUUUAAAAUUAUUUAUCCUGAUGAGAUCGACCUCAACUCACUUCACUCGGUUUCUAUGAAACGGAUAAAUUUCUUAUGCCAUUUUUCAGGUUUUUCCAUUCCUUUUAGAUUUUUUCUCUCCCGAGGCCCCUUAACCUCUAUAUUUCUGAAAUAAUUCCGUCGGAAUUGUUCAUUCGUCUGUAAUUUAAUAGUGAAGUGGUAAAAUUUAACAGAAGAGAAAACUUCGUCUUUAUGAAUUCCUAAAUCUCAAAGUAUUUUGGUAACAAGUGGUCCCAGGGUAAAAGAUAAAAAAGUCUGACAUUUUUCCUCAUUCCACUUGUUCCCAAAAUGAUUCCUCAAUUAACAAAAUUCUAAUUUUUUAAUUACUGCGUUAAUUAUCGGAGUCUCGAUUUUUACGACUCCUGCCAGACAGGGUUAACUAUGAUUAACCAUCGUAUGUGUUUUAACAAUGUAUUUACAAGCACGUGCGGAACAAUUUCAUAGACAAACCUAGCGAAUUUACGAGACAACUCUAUUGAAUAUUCAUUAGCUUAUCUGCGCAUUUACUUUCAAUAGGAAAUAUACCACAGAAAAAAUCAAUGGUAUUCGAUUUUUCUAUACAACUCUU